GUGUGUAGAAGAGUCCAGGGCCCACCACUGUAGUUCAGAAGCAAAAUGCAAAGCAUCUUCUCCCCACUACAGCUCUCUCUCUCGUUGACUGAAGGAGCGACUGAAGUGGGGUGGAAAGGGAGGUGCUAUCAGUGUGGUCAGUGAGUGCCAGGUCCCAGGUGCCCCCACUGCAGGAAACAACCAGGCUGGUACUUGGGUGGGGGCAGGGGGUGAACCUAUAUUCUAGUUCUCAUUCUUUUGACAUCACCUACCGCAGCUGCGACUUUGGACUUCCGUUGUACUGAGCACUGUCUGCUAAACCACUGGAAGAAAGUCGUUAGUAGUCUGUCCUUGUCAGGCUGGGCCUUGAGAGCCUUUUGAGAGGUUUCAAAAGGGAGCUGAUCCAGCGGUAAAAUGUGAUGCUGACCAGAUCCAGUCCUCCAAAUUAGAAGUCGUUUCCUGCAUGAUCUUGACAUUUGCAUCCUGGCAGCCUCUCUUCAGCAGACCUUGUUUUGGUAAUGAGGUUGGUGACCUGGUGGUCAGAAUGACAAGAAGUAUAAUGACCCAGGAAAGCAGCUAUGGGAGGUGGACAAUAUCCAGUAGUGAUGAAAGUGAGGAUGAAAAGCCCAGACCUGACAAGCCGUCAACAUCGUCUGUCCCCCAGGCUGGGCAGGGAGCAGUACAGGGGCCUGUGUACACCUGCUCAGAGGCCCGCAAGGUUGCACACAAGAGAAAGCUUUCACCUGUGAAGUUCAGCAACGCGGACUCAACAUUGCCCCCCAAAAGGCAGAAGAGUGAGGCCACAGAAGGUCUCGGCUGGUGUCUGUCCAGCAGCGAUGACGAGCAGCAGCCAGAGACACAGCACGACCAGCCUAAGGACAUGGUGGUCCAAGAGAAAAAACGUUCCUCCUCGCCCAACAUGCCUACCGCCCAGCAAGUUGUCCAUCACGGCCCUCCUGCCAGCCAUGGUCCCCAGAGGGCAGAUGAUGAGUACGAGACCUCAGGGGAAGGCCAGGACAUCUGGGACAUGCUGGAUACAAGGAACCCCUUCCAAUUUUACCUCACCAGAGUCUCAGGGAUUAAGGCAAAGUACAACUCCAAAGCCCUCCACAUCAAGGAUAUUUUAUCCCCUCUGUUUGGAACACUUGUCUCUUCAGCUCAGUUUAACUACUGCUUUGACGUGGACUGGCUCAUAAAGCAGUACCCACCAGAAUUCAGGAAGAAACCGAUCCUGCUUGUGCACGGAGAUAAGAGAGAAGCCAAGGCAGACUUGGAAGCCCAGGCAAAGCCCUAUGCAAACAUUUCCCUCUGCCAGGCAAAGUUGGAUAUUGCAUUUGGAACACACCACACGAAAAUGAUGCUCUUGCUCUACGAAGAAGGCCUCCGAGUUGUCAUCCACACCUCCAACCUCAUCCGGGAAGACUGGCACCAGAAAACCCAAGGAAUAUGGUUGAGCCCUUUGUACCCACGAGUUGACCCGGAAAAGCACACAUCCGGAGAGUCAAGCACCCACUUUAAAGCUGACCUCAUCAGUUAUUUGAGGGCGUACAAUCUUCCCCCUCUCCAGGAGUGGAUAGACGCCAUCCAGGAGCACGAUCUCUCUGAAACCAAUGUUUACCUUGUCGGUUCAACCCCUGGACGCUUUCAAGGAAGUCACAAAGAUAACUGGGGACAUUUUAGGCUUAGGAAGUGGCUGUGCUCAGAGUUUAAAGAGAGCUUGCUGGCACAGAGAGAAGAUGGCGGAACUCCAGGGAAAAGUGCAGCUCCUCUUCAUCUGAUCUAUCCUUCUGUGGAAAAUGUGCGGACCAGCUUAGAAGGAUAUCCUGUGGUUUACAUCUCUCCUGUCACUAGCAAGUGGUCAGCAGAGACAUCUGGCCGGAGCAACGCCAUGCCACAUAUUAAGACGUACAUGAGGCCUUCAUCAGACUUCAGUAAACUGGCUUGGUUUCUUGUUACAAGCGCGAAUUUGUCCAAAGCCGCCUGGGGAGCACUGGAGAAGAAUGGCACCCAGCUGAUGAUCCGUUCCUAUGAGCUCGGCGUCCUCUUCCUUCCGGCGGCAUUUGGCCUGGACACCUUCAAUGUGAAGCAGAAAUUCUUUUCCAGCAGCUGUGAGCCAAUGACCUCCUUUCCUGUGCCCUAUGACCUGCCCCCGGAGCUCUAUGGGAGUAAAGAUCGGCCGUGGAUUUGGAACAUUCCCUAUGUCAAAGCACCUGAUACACAUGGCAACAUGUGGGUGCCUUCUUGAGACA
Molecule: messenger RNA, 2228 nt
Organism: Microtus ochrogaster (prairie vole)
Lineage: Eukaryota; Metazoa; Chordata; Mammalia; Rodentia; Cricetidae
Gene: Tdp1
Product: tyrosyl-DNA phosphodiesterase 1
Exons: 15
Coding region: 443-2224 (593 amino acids)
Biological process (GO): DNA repair
Cellular component (GO): nucleus
Molecular function (GO): 3'-tyrosyl-DNA phosphodiesterase activity; double-stranded DNA binding; single-stranded DNA binding
Source: RefSeq, a predicted model, not a curated record